AUGGUAUUUUUGCAGGGAGGCCGAUUUCAGUCCAGAUACCUCACUGAAGAACUGCGGAGAAUUUUCACUGAAGACUCUGAAACGGAAGAAUUUGAAGGCUUUGCUUCAAAUGAGGUGCAUGUGAACAAGAAAGAAGUUCCGACAGUGGAGUCAGACCUGAGUGAUGAAGAAUGCCCUAAUUUAUUGGGUAAUGAGGAAGAAGAGGAGGAAGAGGCGAAGAAAGCUUCCCCCAAGAGAAGAAGCUUUGGCCUUCGUGUUGCUUUGCAGUUUCCCAGCAGAAAGUCAUCUGAGAAAAAAGUGCCUGAACAGUCUUUGUCUGACUUACCUGUAAAGGACAGUGAAUCCCUCACACCUCUUUCAAGAGAAAUAAACUGCAAGUGGUCGGACAAACUAGAGGGUUCUGCUUCAGAGUCUGAAGAAGACAUUAAAGAAACACAGGAGGAAAGUUCCAAUGCAAUGAUUAAGAGAGCCAUAAAUAUAAAAGAAAAUAAAGCCAUGCUUGCCCAGCUGCUGGCAGAAUUGAAUUCCAUACCAGACCUGUUCCCAGUGAAAACACCCACCUCAACUCCUUCGAAACAGAAGAAAACCCCAAGGAGGACAUUUUCUGAAGGCCAGAUAGCACGUCGAAUGAACCCAACCAGAAAUGCUCGUCCACCAGAAAAAUUUGCCUUGGAAAAAUUUACUGUGUCGGCCGUCAAAUUUGCGGAACAUAUCCGUAGCUACAGACAACAAAACCUCUUGAAGAGACUCAGUGUGCAGGGGGAUUGUGGAGUGCGUAAAAGAAGGAGAUCAUCAAAGUACUCGUCUCAUCGUCCAGUAGAAGAUAUUACUGAAGAGGACUUGGACAACAUUGCAGUCACUGUUAGAGACAAAAUCUAUGACAAAGUUCUAGGUAGUACUUGCCACCAGUGUCGACAAAAGACAACAGAUACAAAGACAAUCUGUCGCAACCAGGGCUGUGGAGGAGUAAGAGGGCAGUUUUGUGGACCAUGUCUUCGAAAUCGAUAUGGUGAAGAUGUGAAAUCAGCUCUGCUUGAUCCAGCCUGGAUCUGUCCUCCUUGUCGCGGGGUGUGCAACUGCAGCUACUGCCGCCGGCGGGACGGGCGCUGUGCCACCGGCAUGCUCAUCCACCUGGCCAAGUUCUACGGCUACAACAAUGUCAAGGAGUACCUGGAAAGUUUACAAAAACAACUGGCGGAUGGCAAUUGACAACACUGAACCCAAGCUGUGCCUGCAACUGGUUAAUAUGUUGAAAAAUUUUGACUUCAAAAGUUUAUUACUCUGUUUUAUAUAAGAUAGAAUUGUAGUGCAUAGUACAUUCAUUUCUGCGUUGGGAACUUUUUGAUUGAUAUGGUCUUAUGCAAAAGAUCUCUCAGGAAAACGUUUUGGUAGAGAAAUCUACAUGCACAGACCUAUAGGUUAAGUGAAAUGGCACUCUUGAACCUUGAGUGGUUAAUUUUUAAUAGAGCUACCCGAGCACAUGAUAGAGAACUUGAUCAAUUUGAGCAAUAUUUUUAUUUAUAUAAUUGUGCGAGUUUGCAGAAAGGGUGUUCAACAACUACCUUCAAAGCAUCUGUAUCUUUAAAGAAACAAAACACCCUUGUCUACCAACUUGACCAUAAAGAUUCAGUUUUCCAGCCCUUGCUUUCCGAACCUAUUCAUCCACCUGUAGUUUAUGGAACUUGUCCCUACGAAGAAGGGAAGUGUACUUUUAUUUGAUGCCAUUAUAUUCCAACCAAAGCUGAUGCAAUCGACCAGUGAGAGGAUGAUUGUUUUUUUUUUUAUUUUAUUCCAAAGUGCAAUUAUUCACCGAAACAUGAAACUAGAAGAGUUUUUCUUUAAAAAUAUAAAAUAAAAUUUUAAACGUCAUCCCAGUAAAACCAGCAGUUUUUGUGUAGUGCACCUGCUGCCUGAACCAUCUACCCAGCGGUUAUAACUGGUCUAAAUCAGAGUUGAGGAUUAAUUUUUUUCCUUACAGUUCAUACUUAGAUUUUUUUUUUUCAUUUGUACAACCAGGCUUUCAAACAACUUUGUUUAAAUGCAACAUGUUUGUAUUGCAUGUUAAAAUAUGUUAAAAUUCUUGUAAGAUAUAAGUUUGAUUUUAUGUAGAGAGAAUAAAGACUAAUCUAAAGAGGAGUAUUUUGUGAGUCAAACUACACCCGGAUGCUGAUGUUUCCCGUUUACUUUCCCAUAGCUGGUGUAGUGGUGCUUGCCAUUACAAUGAUCAAUAAUCAUUAUGUGGAGGAACACAUGAACACAACACUGAUGGAUGAGGAAAUAACAACAUAGAGCACAUAAGCUUUACACUAAGGAUUGUGUUUUUGUGAGGCAAAUCUCCUGCUCCAGCUGACUGUGAAAAAUGUUUAUCUUCUUUAACUACAAGGCAGAUUGAGAAAGCAGCAUGUAUUAUUGAGAGGUUAGUACUAAACUGCCAAAAGUAAAGCUAUUCCUGCCAGAACCCAUUUACCUGACUUCUUGCUUUUCAGAUUGAAAGUCCAAACAUAAGUUGGCCCUCUG
This is a messenger RNA of Myiozetetes cayanensis, 2517 nucleotides long. It is a transcript of the gene CDCA7L, whose product is annotated as cell division cycle associated 7 like. The record is from RefSeq and is a predicted model, not a curated record. The transcript has 8 exons. NCBI's taxonomy places the organism in Eukaryota, Metazoa, Chordata, Aves, Passeriformes, Tyrannidae. Gene Ontology annotation, cellular component: nucleus. The coding region runs from base 1 to 1209 and encodes 402 amino acids. Gene Ontology annotation, biological process: regulation of DNA-templated transcription.